Penicillium diatomitis is the source of this 582-nucleotide messenger RNA. RefSeq lists its product as uncharacterized. The record is from RefSeq and is a predicted model, not a curated record. Lineage: Eukaryota; Fungi; Ascomycota; Eurotiomycetes; Eurotiales; Aspergillaceae. The transcript is spliced from 3 exons. The coding region runs from base 1 to 582 and encodes 193 amino acids.
AUGGCAACGAAGAAGAAUCUUCGUGCUCCUUCUGCUCCUCCUGCUCCUGCCUCGCGGGCCGAGGCCCACACCAAGAAGACCGCCGGGGCAUGCGCUGCAUGCCGCAAGUCCAAGAAGCGGUGCAGGCACCGUCCGUCGCCCUCGCCUGCGCCCUCCUCGUCUGCCGUUCCUGCUGGCCCUGCCUCCUCGUCUGCCGUUCUCUCCGGCUCGGCCCUGGGCACCACCCAGGGCCGACGCGCAAAGUCGACGCGUGUGCGCUCUGCCUCCGUCGCCGCCGCUGGCCCCAGCGGCGAACGCCCGUCUAAGCGGGCUCGACCCUUGGAGCGUCCAGCUCCUACUUCCACCGACCCGGUCGUGGAAGCCGCCACGUUGUCCGUCAACGUGGUCUUCGCCAAGGAGCUGGCGAAGAGACUGGCCGAGUUCGAGGCCAGUUUUGAGGCCUCUAUGGCUGCCCACAAGGCAGUCAUGGAAGCUGGUCGCGCCGUCCGUGAGACGGUGAAGAGUUGGAAGGGGACGUGGUCUGCCGCGUCGGUGCUUCCUGUGGCGGAGGAGGCCACAGAGGAGAGAAAUGGGGAUGAUUGA